CGAGCGCGAGUCGGUGUCGGUGCUCGGCGCGGCGCGGGGUUGUGGCCGUCAGUCGUCGGGUGAGCGGGGUGCGACGCAAACGCGGACUCGGACUAUGGCGGAAGGGCUGAUCCUCAUUCCCAUAAAAGGGUCGAGUUGAUUGUGGUGUGGAUACGUUUGGUCCCCCUGCGCUCGUCACAAAAUCUGCGGAACAGAAAAUAAAAAUGGAUCUUAAAAUGUAAAAAUGACUAUUGUUGUUAUUUUAUAGAAUUGUUCUUGGAACAAGAGAAAAAAUACUUAUGUAUACAUUAUAGAUUGUUGAAAUAUUAGAUGAGAAAUUCUAGAGGGUGAAUUAUAUUCCUAACUAAGAAGUGAUUAUACAGGCAAAAUGGCUUCACAAAGGUUCUGCUUGAGGUGGAAUAACCACCAAUCGAAUAUGCUGUCUGUAUUUGAUCAACUACUUCACGCUGAGACCUUUACGGACGUUACUCUAGCAGUAGAUGGCCAGCUACUAAAAGCCCACAAAAUGGUACUGUCAGCCUGCAGUCCGUACUUUCAGGCUCUCUUCGUCAACCAUCAGGAAAAACAUCCGAUCGUCAUUUUAAAAGACGUUCCUUAUUCAGACAUGAAGAGUUUAUUAGAUUUCAUGUACCGAGGGGAAGUGAGCGUCGACCAAGAGCGAUUGACGGCAUUCUUAAAAGUAGCUGAAAGCCUGAGAAUAAAAGGACUCACUGAAGUAAACGAAGAAAAAUGUGAUAUUCCAGCUCUUACAAAUUCUUUAAUUCAACAACAGCAACAAACUUCUGCUUCCGCCCACACCCCUCCUCCCCAACUUCACCGAAUACACCCCUACAUGCAACAAAAGAGACCAGCUUCAGGCAUGCCAACUGGUGGAGCACCCCCAAAUUUAUUAAUGCCUUUGCUCGGAAAUGCUCUAAUGCAGCCUAAAAGAAAAAGAGGCAGGCCGAGAAAAUUAAGCGGCAGUUCGAGUGAUGCCCUGACCACCGCUGCGAGUCCACCGGGAGAGUUCAUACCCGAGUCAGCCUCCCACGCUGCUUCCAACAGGCCUGGUGAUCAGUUAAUUAGAGGAUCGCCAGAAAUGCUUGAAGUGAAAAUGUCCAUGGACGGUUUUAGUGCUGAGGACGGCGCAACCUCGGGGGGCGAGGAGGCCGGGGAGGCGCUGCUUAUCGACGAGGGCGACGACGCGCACUCCACGGACGCACAGAUGGCAGGGAAGGACACGGAGUCUGCAGAUCCCGAAAAAGCGUCAAAAGGAGAAUUACACCAGAAUAAUAAUUCAACAAACGGACCGACCCUCUCUAUCGAAAAUGGAUCCAUAAAGCAGGAGCCCGCGGCCGACGCCACCGACGGCUAUAACGAACCUAUCGAGUACAAGUACAACCCCGACAGGAGCCGCGACAACUCUAACUCACGGGAUGAUCCCAUUAAAGACGCAGAUGACAAGAACCGACUGGGCAGAAAUUUAAAGCCAAAGAAUAGUAAAAAACUACUACCCCAAAUGUCAAAAAUUAGAGCCCGAAACUUGUUCAAUCAGCUCUCCGGUCUUUCCAACCUGAACCCCGCUCUUAACAAUUUCGACAAGUUCGCACCCGAAACCGUGCUCAUGCCGGCUCUUGCCACGCAACUGUUCGCCGCCGAGCUCGAGCAGAGCACUCUGAGCCUCACCAACAACGAGGUGGCCGACCUCGCGCAAACUAACUGGGAACAUCGUAUAUUCCCUUCUCCUAUAAGGAAAAAUAAUAUGGCCAACUUGGCCAACUAUCAUGAGGACACUAACGAAUCCGUUAGGGAUUACUGCAUCAAAGAGGGAGAAAAUGUUUUCAGAUGCAAAAUUUGUUCUCGAGUUUAUACUCACAUCAGUAACUUCUGUCGGCAUUACGUCACUUCGCACAAGAAGGACGUCAAAGUUUUUCCAUGCCCUAUUUGCUUCAAAGAGUUUACUAGAAAAGAUAAUAUGAUUGCGCAUCUAAAAAUAAUUCAUAAAAAUCAAUCAAACGCUAACGAGCAAAUGGCUAAACAGGAGUCCUAAAAGACGUGGCAAUAUUAUUUAUCAAACUCUUUAUUUCUCCGUUAUUAUUUGUUGGUAAACAAAGAUCUGAGUUGAGCACGAGCAGAGGGUGGAGUGCCUGUUCGCGAGGAUACAAGCGGAUAUUAUUAUGAUUAAAGUUGCAUUGAGUAGGUUUUGAGCUCUAGUUUCAAAUAUAUACUUACAUAAAUCUAUUUAACAGUAAGUUUGUUGAUGUAGGUCGAUGAAAGAGUUGUUAUAUUUAUUAUUAUGUUCAAAUUUAUUUCUCAGAGAACUAUCUUCUAAGAGAUUUAUGAAUGUUUCUACUUAUUUUACUUGUUAUUUCGCACUUAUGUACUUGUUACUUAAUUUUAUUACUUACAAAAUUUCAGGGUACAAAAUAAUUACUCAAGGUGAUCGUUUAUCAAAUGGUAGUCUCCUAGAUAACCGCAUAAUGAUGUGCUAACAUUAUUUGCAAUUCUCAUUGAACUGAAUUAGUGUAGGUUUCUUAGUUGUUUAUAUUGUUCGUUUAUUAAAGACGCGAAUAGAAUGGCGCGGUAGUAGUAGUAGUAGUUAGUAUUUAUUAUGCGAUGAAGCGGCUCGUCCAGAAGAGGCUACCGAGCGGACCCACCUACGCCGCGUCGCGGCGUGCCGCGGCGCGGCGCCGGCGCCGGUGUCCGCUCGCUAUUCUGUACAAACUCUAGAGCGCAGAGAACUAGUGGUUUCAAAUAUAAAUUGCAUUUUCAUUUGACUUGCCUUAUUAGUGAUUUUAGAUGUAAAUAACGAUUUGACUUCUUCGAAGUAAAACUCAACACAGGCUAUGAUUUUUUGUCUAGGACUUGUUAAGAUUAUUUUAUAAUAGUUUAUUCAAUGUUGAAAGCUUUGGUUGUAAAUGUAAAUGUUAUUCUUUACAGAUACAUAUUAGAGAAAUUAUUACCUAUGUAUGAUGUGAAUGAGAAAAUCUUGAAUAGAUUUUUAAAAUCUCAAUAACAGCGAAAUUUAGGUGGUAGACGUCACGUAGUUAAAGAUUCAGUUCCUGAAUAUUAAUUUAAGCAAAGCUAAGUAAUGGCCCCAACUGUAGCUGCGCCCGCGACGCCAUUGCGCGUGCGCCGACGGCUCGCGCAGCGCCGGUGUCGGCGCGGUACGAACUCUCAUUAAGUUUCAGUAAUAUUUCAGUUAAGGACCAACUAGGUGCCUGCGUAGGUAACUAGCACCUACCUCUAGAAGAACAAGUAAUAAUUUGUGUAUCGUUAAAUGUUUUAACUUUCAAAGACAAUAUUAUGACGAAAAGAAAUACAUAUAUGAGAAUUAUCUAGAUCACUAAUUACACCGAUUCGCAGCCGUACAGAAUUAAAUAUAAAAUACCAGAUGUUUAUAAUGUUAACCUGUAAAUAUUGUCAUUACAACUGAAGUUGUAAAAGUGAUCUAAGCAAGGUGCUUUGAAGGAAGUUAAUAAAUGACAGGAAUCAUGAGAUGAUUUGUAAAUUCUAUUUUAGUAGAAAUCAAAUGCCUUAAAUAUUUGAUAAGUAACAAUACUUAAAAUAUUUAAUUAAAUCUAGAGGCAAAAUGUAGUCUUCCAUAUAUCGAUAGCGACACUUUAUCUCGAAUCAGUCAGUAAGUUGACAAUAUGUCGCUUCCGACGAUGGUAUAUAUAUUAUUGUUCAAGAGAUGUGUAACUAUAUUAAGCCAAGAUCAGCCUUACUUAUACCAUAUGCUGAUGACAUUUGUGUGUGACACAAGACUGGAUAUUUAACGAAGUAGAGUACUAUACCAUGGUAUCGAUGCCCCCGUACAAACGUAGUUCGAGACGCGCCCGACGCUGUCAUUCCUAAUCAAACAUCCCACGACGAUUAAAUAUUCACCAUAAUUCAAUUGAAACUCGCGAAAUUAUUUAUAACUGCUUUAACUGCAUUUAAAUUCGAGCAUGGUUUCUUCAUUUUCAUUUAAAAAAAGCUUCAAUGAAAAACUACGUUUGUAUGUUUAAGCAUAAUGGUGUAUAGUGUGGUGCAUGUCGGGUAUUUCUUAUGACACAAAUUACAUGUUGACUGCAUAGCGAGCGACUUCAUAUAUUUUUAAAUAUACCUUCCUAAUUUAUUCCGCAAUGGUUGACAUCAGUGACAAAUUGCAUUUUUUACAAUCGCUUUGGCCAUAUUUUUAACCACUUGUUAAUUUUCAUAAUUUCAUUCUUAAUAUAUUUUAACUAAGUAUAGGUACGUACUUGUUUAUUGUUAUUAAUUUUGUGUGAACUUUUUGUGUGUUUAACUCUUACUACUGCUUUAUUUAAUCUGCACGCCAAGCGAAUUAUAAUGAUAUUUAUUUUAUUAAUAAUUAUUCUGUUCCAAACGAAAAUUUAACACUCUGAUUCGUUCUUGAUUUUAAUUUCGGAUAGAAAAGAAAUACGGUUCUCAGUGCUAGCCGGCUUUUCUAUUCUUUAGGAGUUCAAACGUAUUAAACUAUACAUUUUAUUAAACCGAAAACCUAUUACGUAUGCUUCCAAAUCUACUUAUUUACUUUACUUACCUUUCUGAAUGACCAUUAUGUAAAGGUUUUAUUUAUUUUUAAUCGAAUGUAUUUUUUGCUUGCCAUGUAACAUUGUCACUUAUGUCAACGGAAGUGUUUGUGUUUGUGAUGCAUAGUAAUGAAAGGCCGACAUGCACCCUGUUGAUCAGCCACUGCAUGUGAGGGUGUCGCGUGUCGUUAGCUGUCGGCCUACCACGUUCGACGUGUUGCCUCUCUGUCGCACUUGUAAAUUCGUACGUAAGUGUAACAGGGAGGCAAGACCCAGAACGUUCGCGGUAGACCCUCUGUUGUAAGGCUGCCGUGUCACACAGCGUUGGCAGUUGAAAGUAAAAUAUAAUAUCAAUUACGUUUACCCUAAAAACCGAGUUUCUAGUAACAUAAAGUAGGUCCAGGAAACGCUUGCCUAUUAGUGUGCCUUUACUUGUACAUUAAAUAAUAAGUUAAAUAUUUAUUGACUAUAUUAGACUAUUAAGAAAUUUCAAAGAAUGUUAUGUAAAAUUAUUUAUUUUAAUUAUUCAGAGUUUACAAUAUACUUUAAGAAGCUUCCAUAGGAAUUUAGAGACCAUUUAGGCCCAUGUAGAACAAAUAACAUUGUAUGUACUUAUCUAACCUUAAGAAAUAUAUCAUCUCAUGUUUCCGACUUAAUUUGAAUAUCGAAAAUGUUAAAAGAUUUUCAAAUGAGCUAAAAUACCUAAAUUAUAAAAAUCGAGGCGACAAGUCUUGGUGAAAUCAAUAUUAAGACUGUAAAAAUUCUUAAAAACGAAUUUAACUUACCUUUCAUAAGCUUUUAUACAAUUUAAACGGGGCAAACUUUGAAAGGUACUUAAUGGGGAAAUUUAUAGGUAUGUAGGGUGAGGUGAGGCAAUCAAUGAACAUUAAAAUCUCAUACUUAUGUAGUCAACCAGUGCCUAAGCUAACAAACCUUAUUCGAAAUUUAUAUUAUCUUAUUUAUCGUUCUUGUCCUAAUUCGUUAAGAUUUUUUUAAUUAUUAAUUAAUAGAUUAAUAUUUACGACGUCGAUUGGAUGUUACUUAUUACAUAUUAUAAUAUCAUCAAUUGGUGCUAAUUAUGCUUAAGAAAUGUUACAUCUGAUGUAACAUUCAAAAGAAAUUUCCGUAUAUUAUUUACGUAUAAAAUUAUUGUAUGUAAUUUUCGUUAACGUUGUUAAUUUAAUGAAUAUAUCUAUCUUAUUUCAGUUGUGGUCAGGUUGCAUUCACACUGUGCUAGAAAUGGGAUUUCAAUUUUAUCUAACGAGACUCGUUCGCAAGAACAGCUCGAUUCAGUCAUAAUAAUGUGUGUGAAUAUUUAAAUAACUACACUUGUAUUUAGUUACUCAGAACAAGUAGGUAACCUACUAGAAAACUUAGGUAAGACUAAAUCGCAGUACCUACCUACCUAGAUGACACAUAUUCGAUACAGUAAUGUUGAUUAUCACCUCCCUAAAGCAAUAAUUACUUAGAAUUAUACAUACAAUUAAAAUGAUAACCACUUACAUGAUUCAUAUGUUUAUUGAAAUUAAACACUUACAAUAGGAUUCACUUAUCGGAAACUAACAAUGACGUUACAUUAAAACACAAUAAGCUUAGAGUAGACGGCAUUCUAUAGAGUACGUAUUGAGAAACAUAUUUAUUGGAAUAUAUAUUCAAACUAGAAAAAGCUCUCUGUUCAAAAUAUACAGUAGGGUAGUGGCACCAAUAGUUGAACAACUAAGCGACUACCCCAUCUUUAGAUUUUUUUUUUAUAAUUAUGUUAAAAUGUAUUUCCAGUAACUUUAUUUUUUUAUAUGACUAUAUAAUAAACAAGUUACUGGAAAUACAUAUAAUCGAGUUGGGAUUAAACAACUCCGAACUCUCUUAUUCGGUAUUUUUAUAAAAAUAAAUAAAUGCCAGAGUAGGCCAAUUUGCCCAGAAGAUGAACAAUCUGCCCAAAUUAUAAACAAUUAGGUCAUAUAGUUGAACCAAUGUAAAUGAUAUCCUCCAAUACAAGAAUAUAACAAAUAAAUAAUAUGAAAUGAUCUUACAGUUUUUCUUACAAACUAAUGGCAAUUGCCUAAAUAAAGCAAUAUCACUAAAAAUUAAAUUAAUUAAAAACGCCAUCUUAUAGAUUACAUCCGAAAACAAUGAACCAAUAAUGAACCAAUAAAACAGUUGGUUCAAGUUUUAGACAUGAUUUGGUGUUCAUUUUGUAUGAAUAAGAGCUAAAAGUUGAACUAGUAAUUUUCUUCGUUCAUGUUUUGGGCAUAUGUAGAAGUAAAUGAACCAACAAAACAAACCUUAAAAUAACCGUGUUAGAUAUAAAAAGUUACCUUCAUCUGUUGUUUAAAAAAUCAACUAUCGGCCGGUGAUUACUUUAAGACAUAAAAGUGUUAUCUACCUUUUUUCCGGAAUAUUAAUAACGUCAUUUAAAAAUGUAUGUUUUGCCUAAAAGUUGAACACCGUUCAAUUGUUGGUUUAUACGCACUAUAUUGGAACCAUAACUAGAGCGGGAAAUUUCUCAUAUAUAUGAGAAAAAAUAAAUAUUUUUUUUUCUUCCGCGCAUAACCCCGGCAUUUUGUCAUGGCUCAUGAGAGCCUGGGGUCCGCUUGACAACUAAUAUAAUAUUAAUAUUAAUAAAAAAAGUAAAUAGUGAGUAACAAAUUCAUUACAAAAAAUAGUCUAUACCUAAUCUAUACGAAGCAACAUGUAUAUUAUUCUAUUUUAUAUGCAAUUAAAGCCUUAUGUUUUGAACCGCCUAUCUUAACAAACGGUUUUUUUGGUGCGAAGCAUGUACGCAGAAACUGCUCACGACCGCAUACGUGGAUUUACUGUCUUAGAACUGAAAUGUUAGCCUCGGUGAAGAGUUACAGUUUUAAUAAAAAAAAAACCUACUAGAUACUAAGCGUGUAAAGUACGUCAAGAUUUAAUCGGUCGGUCAUCUUUUGGUGCCACUACCCUAGUGUUGAUGUGAAUCGGUCGCUACAAAGUAGGGUUGUAAUUUAUUUCUCCGUGUGUUCAGGGGACCUAGCCAAGACGACAAUCGUUCGCGCCAUAGCGAACGAAACGCUAAUGUCUCUAUAAUUCUUCCAUAUUAGUGCGAUAGAGAGAGAGGCGUUUCGUUCGCUACGGGGCAGGCCCCCUGUAUUCGUAGAACUUAAUGCAUCGUAAUGGAUUCAGUCGUCCAUUUUACGCGCGUGCUUGUUUUUUCCCGUAAAAGUGGACGUUACACAUUUUAAUCCCUAACUACCUACAUCAAACUAUUUAAAUAUUAAUUAAGACAUCAAUACCAGUGACGGCAUCGAGAGGUACCUAUUGGGUAUCAUUAAAAUUACAUAAAUAAGUUCUAUAAUGAUGUAAUUGGAUGAAAAUAUUUAAUAACGAACUUGAUCAAAAUCCGUCCAAAUUGAUGUGUUAGAACGUCAUACUCAUAAAUCAUGUAAUAACAGAUAUUAUUCAUUGGUGAAUGAAUUAGUAAUUAUUCUUUUAUUUUUCAAAAAAAUUGCGUAAAUAAUAGGAGUUUUGGAUCCGUCGGAUCUGUAGCUUAUAAAAGUAUAUUACUUACAUAUUACAAUGAAACCUACUAAACAAUGUUUUUAAUAAUCUGACUUAUCAAAUUUUUCGACUAGGUACGUGAAAGCGAUAUCGUUUUGGCAGUAUAUUUUUUAUUUUAUGAUUGACAAGUGCUUAACCGAUAAAUAUGUUUCUCAAUUUUUAUGGGACACAGUUGAGAUAUGGCGUACGUACUUACCUACAGAAAACUUAAAUAUUAACUGUUCGUGAUAUAAAUUUACUUCACACAACUACAUACAUAUAAUGAUAAUCGUAGUUUUUAGCCAAAAAAAAUUUUAACAUUUUUUUUAUUAUUUGCACUUAGACAAUAGCCAAUGCAAAGAGUAAUGUUUAGAGACAUUUUAGAAUGAAAGUUACACGACAUAGCAUUAUUUGUUAAAGAAGGAAUAAAUAUAUAAGGUGUUAAUUACUAUUUUUAGAAUCUUUAAUGAAAGUAAUAAAGUUACAGCAAAAUGUAUGAAUCUUUUCAAUUAAUGUUAUUACUUUUUUUGUUUCAUUUGUUGUUGUUAAUUUAAUUCAACCUUUUUAUUUUAAAAUUUUCAAUGUUGGUAAUAUCGAAAUAUUGUGAUUUUUCUUUAGAGUUCUUGUCAUAUAAGGAACGAAUUGAAGUACUACAUUCACGCAUUAUUAAUGACUUGUGUGCACGUCUAUUAUAAUUGAUAAAGUUUAUGUUUAGUAAAAGACGUUUCAUGGGACGUGGCGGGUCCUUGGUACCUACCGGCUGUAGUCUAGUGUCGCGCGUACGCGGUGGCGGGUCCUUGGUACCUAUCGGCUGUAGUCUAGUGUCGCGCGUACGCGGUGGCGGGUCCUUGGUACCUACCGGCUGUAGUCUAGUGUCGCGCGUACGCGGUGGCGGGUCCUUGGUACCGGCUGUAGGAGUUCUAGAGUGUCGCGCGUACGCGGUGGCGGGUCCUUGGUACCGGCUGUAGGAGUUCUAGAGUGUCGCGCGUACGCGGUGGUGGGUCCUUGGUACCGGCUGUAGGAGUUCUAGAGUGUCGCGCGUACGCGGUGGCGGGUCCUUGGUACCGGCUGUAGGAGUUCUAGAUUGUCGCGCGUACGCCUACAGCGUGACACUGUUUCAGCAGGCUAGUUGUGAAACCUUAGUAGGCACCUACCAUUUGAGCUGUUAGUGUUAUUUUGAAAACGGUCCGAUCGUCUCGUCAUCGGUUAUUUCGCAAUUAGCCUGCCCCACGGCGUGAAUCGUGAUGUCUACUUCAACACCGACACGGACUUCUACAUGUCCUAAAUCGUUAUUGUUGUUAGCAAACAAUAAUGAUUACUAUUUAAUAUUAUGUAGUAGCAAAGUAACAACACGGGUUAUUAGUAAAACAUAGAUUAAAAGUUAAGUUAUUUAUAUUAUAAUUAGAAGUAAAUAGUGUUGUUAAAACAUUUGAGUGAAUUUCAAUACUUAGAAAGCUUUAUUAGUCAGGAAAGUUACGAAGAGAGGACUGUUCAGGUAUGUGAUCACGUUGAUACUACUCUCUGUUCGUAGCGGUGUGGCGGACCCUAGUGCUAGUGCUAGAUCACUUCAUUCUGUUCGCUUUCUAUGUUGCUCAAACUGACACUAUGUGACAAAGUAUUUUGUUUCAGUACAAAUUAUUGCUUUGUUUGUUUUUUGUUGAUCCUGUAUAAAAUAUUGCAUCUUUUCCAUGAGGCUAAUUAUUCCUGCUCAUUUUUUAUCGACGAUUAUAAUUGAAUUUUAAUUUCAUUAUCAUAUAAACAGGGCAGCUAUUUUCUAGAGUCUGUAAGCUAACACCAAUGGUACAAUUUAUAUUAUUUUUACAUCUUUGAGCCCACCUUAUGUGAUCUUAAGAACUAAGUUUACCGAAGUGUUAUUUUUAUACGACGUACAACUGUACUUGCCGAAAUAGUUCCAAAUGCAAACACUUGAGUCCUAUUAUAUCAUAGAGAAUUCUGUUCUUUUUUGUUAUAUCAUUAUUAAUUUAUUAUUUUAGAUUACGAUUAACUUAAAUAGAUUAGGCAGUUUGACUUUUUCGUAAGUUUAUUACAAUUUUAAAAUAUGUAUUUAGUGUUUUUAAUUUUGUUUUGGAUAUAAAAAUGUAUUGUUAGCCAUCAUCAUUUGUUGGACUGAUAUUUUUGUCAUAAAGUAGUACUGUUAGUUCUGUUAUACUUGACACGUUGUGACCCACUGUUUAUUUUAUUUCCAAAUUUAUUUUUCAAUUGGUUGUAAGUAGUUGUAUUUUUUUCGGUUAUUGCAUGAACAAAUUUUCGACCUGAUACUGAACUAUAAGUAUAGUCUAUUAAUUAUGUCACGUUUACUUGAAAGGUGCUAAAACAGUAACUAUAUAAGCAUAAAACUUGUUCAUGAAGUAUAUCCGCUUAUAUUCAUGGUCUUCUUUUAUUAAAAACUUAUGGUACCUAAUUAAUUUCGACAAUCAAUUUGAACAAAUAAAGGUUUAUAUAUUUUC
Molecule: messenger RNA, 10498 nt
Organism: Cydia splendana
Lineage: Eukaryota; Metazoa; Arthropoda; Insecta; Lepidoptera; Tortricidae
Product: protein tramtrack, alpha isoform-like
Exons: 3
Coding region: 368-2029 (553 amino acids)
Biological process (GO): regulation of transcription by RNA polymerase II
Cellular component (GO): nucleus
Molecular function (GO): protein binding
Source: RefSeq, a predicted model, not a curated record